GGUAGCUAAUAAUCUGACUGUUAACUGAAGUGGCGUUCCUUUGAGUUCUUCUAUCGGACCUUUUCUGUUACGGAAGACAGCUCCCACCCAGUUCAGUUUGUGUUGUUUGACGGCGGUUCUCGUGGCAUGACGACCACUAACAAGGGAAACAAGGCCUUGAAGGUGAAGAGGGAGCCAGGGGAGAAUGGAACAAGCUUGACAGAUGACGAGCUGGUGUCCAUGUCAGUGCGGGAGCUGAACCAGCACCUGCGGGGGCUCUCCAAGGAAGAGAUUCUGCAGUUGAAACAGCGGCGACGCACGCUCAAAAACCGCGGUUACGCCGCCAGCUGCCGCGUCAAGCGCGUCACCCAGAAGGAGGAGCUAGAACGGCAGAAGGCGGAACUCCAGCAGGAAGUGGAGAAACUCGCCUCUGAAAACGCCAGCAUGAAGGUGGAGUUGGACGCCCUUCGCUCCAAGUACGAGGCCCUCCAGAGCUUUGCCAGAACUGUGGCCCGUGGGCCCGUGGCCCCCGUCACCAACGCGGCAGUCCCGGUUUCCGGUAGGGGCCCUCUGUCCUCCGUCAUCGGCCCCCUCGUGCCUGGCAAGGUGGGGGCCACCAGCGUCAUAACAAUAGUCAAAUCAAAAACGGAUGCCAGGUCUUAG
Molecule: messenger RNA, 642 nt
Organism: Chanos chanos (milkfish)
Lineage: Eukaryota; Metazoa; Chordata; Actinopteri; Gonorynchiformes; Chanidae
Gene: mafgb
Product: v-maf avian musculoaponeurotic fibrosarcoma oncogene homolog Gb
Exons: 3
Coding region: 127-642 (171 amino acids)
Biological process (GO): regulation of epidermal cell differentiation; regulation of transcription by RNA polymerase II
Cellular component (GO): nucleus
Molecular function (GO): RNA polymerase II cis-regulatory region sequence-specific DNA binding; DNA-binding transcription factor activity, RNA polymerase II-specific
Source: RefSeq, a predicted model, not a curated record